AUGGAACAACUGGCUGAUAUAAUGGUCGACUAUGGAACACUACAUAAAAACCCAUUGGGAGAAGAAAUAGCAUGCGAUAAUCCAUCGCUAGAGGGACUGCGCGUCUGGUUAGACGACGUUCCUGGCUGUCUAGCGAAUGAGAGUUACUGCGCCCUCUACGACUUCAAUUAUAUUUGCACUGAACCGAUUACGUAUGAAGGAGAAACAUGCAACAACGGCACACGUGUGUUGUGCGAGGCUAAGCCGCCAGUACCACUAUCCGACCCAACACCAGCGACAACCAUCAAAGUGUUAAGCUAUAAUAUUUUGGAACUGAACUAUAUAUAUUGGCAGUCUGGUCAGCGUGAACGCACUUGUCGAUUACCGUAUCUUAUUUUCGAGAACAUUGGCGAUGUUGACGUCAUUAUUUUUCAGGAACUUAUGAUGGGAGGAUGUUUCCCCGAUGUCUUGGAUUUACGCGAGCUCCUGGCCCAUCACGGAUUUAUAUACAACACACCGACGGUUGGAAUCGAUGCCCAAGAAAAUGAGUUAAUUCGACUAGAGAAUGGCGGUGGCUUCACCUCAUCAAGAUGGCCAAUAGUUGCACACGACGAGGCGGUAUUACUAGCCGUGUAUCGAACGGAUACUGAUCUGUUCUCAUCCAAGGGAAUCGAUUAUGUAAACGUGGAAAAAACCGUCGAUGACGUCACCCGGAAUUAUCACAUCUUUGGCACACACUUACAAUCGCGAGACGGAGGUAUGAGACCGGAGGUGCGGAUCGUUCAGGCAUCGGAAAUGAGAUUCUUCUUACAAAGGCUUGACAUUCCCGCGAAUGAACCAGUGAUAUUCGGCGGCGACUUUAAUGCCGAUUACGUCGAGAUGCCGGAACACGCCGAAGCAGUGCUGCAUGUUAUGGACGUCACGGUGCCUGAAAUAGUUGGCGAUCUUAGAGUGACAUAUGAUCGUGAAAACAACACCUUAAUAUCAGGUGACGGCGGUUCCUGGUUAGACUAUGUGACCUACCACAACCAACAUCUGCAGCCGACUAAAGCAACCCUGGAAUCGAUCCGAAUUACAGAUGAUCCGUUUUGGAUCUGUAAUCGUGCAAGACUGCGUGAUUUCAGUUACGAGUACCCGAAUUCCGAAAAUUGCCGAACCCCAAUGCAGGUGAUCGAUCUGUCGGACCAUUACUGCGUUUUGGGAACAAUGGACUUUCCUUUGGAGCCUACUAUUUCGUCCGCAUCUACAAUGUUCCGGUACUACACUGUUGCACUACAUAAGAAUCCAUCGGGAGAAGAAAUAGCAUGCGACAAUCCAUCGCUAGAGGGACUGCGCGUCUGGUUAGAUGACGUUCCUGACUGUCUAGCGAAUGAGAGUUACUGCGCCCUCUACGACUUCAACUAUAUUUGCACUGAACCGAUUACGUAUGAAGGAGCAAAAUGCAACAACGGCACACGUGUGUUGUGCGAGGCUAAGCCGCCAGUACCACUAUCCGACCCAACACCAGCGACAACCAUCAAAGUGUUAAGCUAUAAUAUUUUGGAACUGAACUAUAUAUAUUGGCAGUCUGGUCAGCGUGAACGCACUUGUCGAUUACCAUAUCUUAUUUUCGAGAACAUUGGCGAUGUUGACGUCAUUAUUUUUCAGGAACUUAUGAUGGGAGGAUGUUUCCCAGAUGUCUUGGACUUACGCGAGCUCCUGGCCCAUCACGGAUUUAUAUACAACACUCCGACGGUUGGGAUCGAUACCCAAGAACAUGAGUUAAUUCGACUAGAGAAUGGUGGUGGCUUCACCUCAUCAAGAUGGCCAAUAGUCGCACACGACGAGGCGAUAUUAUUAGCCGUGCAUCGAACGGAUACUGAUCUGUUCUCAUCCAAGGGAAUCGAUUAUGUAAACGUGGAAAAAACCGUCGAUGACAUCACCCGGAAUUACCACAUCUUUGGCACUCACUUGCAAUCGCGAGACGGAGGUAUGAGACCGGAGGUGCGGAUCAUUCAGGCAGCGGAAAUGAGAUUCUUCCUACAAAAGCUUAUGAUUCCCGCGAACGAGCCAGUGAUAUUCGCCGGUGACUUUAAUGCCGAUUACGUCGAGAUGCCGGAACACGCCGAAGCAGUGCUGCAUGUUAUGGACGUAACGGUGCCUGAAAUAGUUGGCGAUCUUAGAGUGACAUAUGAUCGUGAAAACAACACUUUAAUAUCAGGUGGCGGCGGUUCCUGGUUAGACUAUGUGACCUACCACAACCAACAUCUGCAGCCGAAUAAAGCAACCCUGGAAUCAAUCCGAAUAACAGAUGAUCCGUUUUGGAUCUGCAGCUUUCCUGACCUCUGCAGCGACAAGUGCGUAGCACCAAACAACGCGCAUAACAGACCAGAUAGAUUGAGCAAGCAUUCUGAGUACGACUGUUAUUGUUCCUGUGGAAUCGUCAUCGGUGACGAAUGCGAAGAUGACGACGAGUGCGCAAUGGGCACGUACUGUGGGUCGGCAGAGGAUGGUAAUGUCCAAGCAGGAGUCUGUAGGACUCUGUGUGACCACCCUAACAUGCACUGCAACUCAUUUUCUCGAUGUGAGAUGGAGAACCAUCAACCAAAAUGUGUGUGUGAUUUAUUCGUAUGCAGUGACACAAUAAACCAACCAGUGUGUGGAGAAGGUAACAGAGAUUUUAUGAACAGGUGUUUGUUUGAGAACUAUAACUGCGAAAGGAUGCAGAGCGAGGAAGGUAUAGAAUCACUGACCUUGUUAGGUCAUGGCACAUGUGCCGAAGUACAAAGCAAUGGUGGUUCAUAUGUGCGAUUAUAACUACCCAAAAAGACAAAUACAUCACCGUUCAAUAACGUAAUAUAAGAGUUUCUUGGUACCUACAUAAACAACCCCA
Saccoglossus kowalevskii is the source of this 2851-nucleotide messenger RNA. RefSeq lists its product as uncharacterized. NCBI's taxonomy places the organism in Eukaryota, Metazoa, Hemichordata, Enteropneusta, Harrimaniidae. The record is from RefSeq and is a predicted model, not a curated record. Gene Ontology annotation, molecular function: protein binding.